This is a messenger RNA of Panicum hallii, 1229 nucleotides long. RefSeq lists its product as uncharacterized. Lineage: Eukaryota; Viridiplantae; Streptophyta; Magnoliopsida; Poales; Poaceae. Bases 675 to 980 code for a protein of 101 amino acids. The record is from RefSeq and is a predicted model, not a curated record. The transcript has 3 exons.
ACGCGCUGCCAUCUCCGCAAUCCCUCGUUCUCGGCCUCCUCAUCCUCGCGGACGGUGUGGCCUCGGCCGUGCCUGGUGGGCUGGCCUGGCCGCCCACGCAUCUGUACUGAUGGAGCUAGCAGUUCAGGGACACAGUCUCUUCUAGAUAAGUGGAACAGAUUUGAUUUGAUUUGGUCACGUCUACUUCUUGAUUGAUGGUUAUCAGUUAUCAUCAAUAAGAAAUAGCAAUGCACAGUCCCGUUGCUGUUUUAAGUUACUGCUUGUUUAAUUCCUCUUGUUUAUUUGUUUUCUUUGCAGAUGUAGUAGUCAAGCUUGAACAAUUGAUGCGUUCUGACUUCUGAGGGAGAUGUAAGGUUAAUGGCACAAGCACGUGGGGGCAUGUAACAAUUGAUGCAAUGGGACUAUUGGCACAUCAUACAGCAAUGGAUCACCUGUAUAGUGAUCACCUGUAUAGCAAUGGAAGUUUAAGAAAUGGAAAGAAUAUAUUUGUCCCAAUGUUCAGGAUGUUUAAGAAAUGGAAGUCAAUGGAGGCAUGUAAAGCGAUCACCUGUAUAGCAAUUCGCUCCCCAUAUUAUUUAUUUAUGUCAGUUGUUCAAGUUGUUUGUAGAUGGGUACAGAUCGUUUGCUAUGUUUAGUGGAACACAUCAUACAGUUUUUACUUCCAAUUCCUGAAAAUGGUUCUUAUGUUGCCAAAGUGGGACACAUUUGGAGUUGUUUACUGGCAACCUCCUGAGUCAGCUAUGAAUAAGAUUGAAAAAAUCAUCAGGGAACCAGCAAUCAAUAGAUAUAGUUCUGAUGACGGACUUCCUGAACAUCGUGAAGCACUUCUCGAAAAGGAUUUAGUGACGGAGGUCCAGAGUAUGCAGUACGUGCCUGGAGUUCGCUGGCAACACCGAGGAAGAGAGCGAGCUGGAAAGCCUCAUAGACAUGCAGCUCACGGCUCUUCGCAAGGUGUUCAGAAUACCUCACAAGCCGUUUGAUGAAACCCACGGCCCUACCUCGAAGAAGCUGCUGACUCUCUUCAGGUCAGGGAAGCUUGGCCCGUUCAUCCUCGACGACCUUCCGGAUGAGCAGUAAAUUCAAGAAUUAACCUGCCUCCACGGGCCCUUUUUGCUCUGCGCAGCUAAUGUUUUGUGAUGGAAGGGAUUAGUACGAGCUGCACGGCACAUAGCAUCCUGCAGGGAGCAACCUGUGAAUAAAAAUUACAAGUAGCCAACAGAUAUUUUCAA